Molecule: messenger RNA, 1772 nt
Organism: Loxodonta africana (African savanna elephant)
Lineage: Eukaryota; Metazoa; Chordata; Mammalia; Proboscidea; Elephantidae
Gene: PTPN5
Product: protein tyrosine phosphatase non-receptor type 5
Exons: 13
Coding region: 1-1617 (538 amino acids)
Biological process (GO): peptidyl-tyrosine dephosphorylation; signal transduction
Cellular component (GO): plasma membrane; cytosol; cell junction
Molecular function (GO): protein kinase binding; protein tyrosine phosphatase activity
Source: RefSeq, a predicted model, not a curated record
AUGAAGCUGCGUCUCCCCCAGCCGGUUGUGGUAGAGGAGCCAGACGAGGCUGAAGGGCUCCCGGACUUGCAGAGAGAGAUGCCACCACCCCCACCUCCUUCACGGCUCCCAGAGCCAUCUCAGAAACCACCACCUCGAGUCACCUGGAGCGACUCCGUCAUUCUCUGGAGCAGCCUGUGCCUGUUUGCUGUUUCACAUUUCCUGCUUGCUUUUGGCGUGCUCUGGUACAGCGGCCUCGGCCACAUCUGGUUGAAGAAUGCCGCAGGCUUCAUCUCCUCCUUCUUCACAUUCAUGGAACAUCUGGUCCUAGGACCCACGGCCUGGCUGGGUGUUGGGACCUGGGAAGCCCCCAAUCUGCUACUGGUCUCUCUGUCUGUAGCCCUGGUCCUGGUUACCACCCUGGCAUGGCACCUCCUGAGGGCUCUCACAGAGCCACCCAUCCCGCUACCCCAUGAGGACAGGCGCCAGUCGGUGAGCCGCCAGCCUUCCUUCACCUACUCAGAGUGGAUGGAGGAGAAGGUCGAGGAUGACUUCCUGGACCUGGACCCCGUCCCCGAGACACCUGUGUUUGACUGCGUGAUGGACAUCAAGCCUGAGGCCGACCCCGCCUCGCUGACCGUCAAGUCCAUGGGUCUGCAGGAGAGGAGGGGCUCUAACGUCUCCCUGACCCUGGAUAUGUGCACUCCGGGCUGCAACGAGGAGGGCUUUGGCUACAUCAUGUCCCCCCGUGAGGAGUCCGCCCGCGAGUACCUGCUCAGCGCCUCCCGCGUCCUCCAAGCCAAGGAGCUUCACGAAAAGGCCCUGGACCCCUUCCUGCUGCAGGCAGAAUUCUUUGAAAUCCCCAUGAACUUUGUGGAUCCAAAAGAAUAUGACAUCCCUGGGCUGGUGCGGAAGAACCGAUACAAAACCAUCCUUCCCAACCCUCACAGCAGAGUGUGUCUGACUUCGCCAGACCCCGAUGACCCCCUGAUUUCCUACAUCAAUGCCAACUACAUCCGGGGCUACGGUGGGGAGGAGAAGGUGUACAUCGCCACUCAGGGACCCAUCGUCAGCACGGUCGGCGACUUCUGGCGCAUGGUGUGGCAGGAGCACACACCCAUCAUCGUCAUGAUCACCAACAUUGAGGAGAUGAACGAGAAGUGCACGGAGUACUGGCCAGAAGAGCAGGUGGUGUACGAUGGUGUCGAGAUCACUGUGCGGAAGGUCAUUCACACUGAGGAUUACCGGCUGCGACUCAUCUCCCUCAGGAGUGGGAUGGAAGAGCGAGGCCUGAAACAUUACUGGUUCACAUCCUGGCCCGACCAGAAGACCCCAGACCAUGCCCCCCCACUCCUGCACCUGGUACAGGAGGUGGAGGAGGCAGCCCAGCAGGAGGGGCCCCACUGCGCCCCCAUCAUUGUCCACUGCAGUGCAGGGAUUGGGAGGACUGGCUGCUUCAUUGCCACCAGCAUCUGCUGUCAGCAGCUGCGGCAGGAGGGCGUGGUGGACAUCCUGAAGACCACGUGCCAGCUCCGCCAGGACAGGGGCGGCAUGAUCCAGACGUGCGAGCAGUACCAGUUUGUGCACCACGUCAUGAGCCUCUACGAGAAGCAGCUGUCGCGCCAAUCCCAGGAGUGACCACGCUCCCCUCCCAGGUCCUCUGGGCCCCGCCCAGCCUGAGUCUGGGCCCUCCCCCCAGACCCCUACCCCCAGGGCACUGCCUCAGGCCCUGGGCCUGCUCCUUGUCCCUGUCCCCCCCCACCCCCCACCCCCCGCUUCCUUCCUUCUCUCAA